CCUAUCUUGGCCUUUUCUUCCUCCUUCCAUCCAUUCUCAAGCCUUUCCAAGGUUCUCUCUCCCCUUCGUGCAGUGGUUCGACCCAUCUCCGCUAGGUAUCGGGGGCCUGGGUGUCGGUGCGCAUGCGUGAGCUCCAGCUGAGCGCGGCCGGGGCUCCGCGACCCACGGCGUAGUGCCGGUGCUUGGGGCCCGGGGAGGGCCGUCGCCAUGGCAGCGCCGGCCACGCGGUGAGGGGGCCGCCCUCCCGGCUGGUCGCUCCCGCAGCCUCGCUGCCUGCUGGUGGGAACCGUGAGAUUCCGCCCCCGACUGGGCGCCUGCCGAGUGCCUCAUCAGCCAGACGAGCGCCCUGUAGAGACCGCCAGGCAAUAAUGAAGGUUCUUUUACUGAAAGACCCUAAGGAGGACGACUGUGGCCAGGAUCCCUACAUCCGGGAAUUAGGAUUAUAUGGACUCGAAGCCACUUUGAUCCCUGUUUUGUCAUUUGAGUUUUUGUCUGUUCCCAGUUUUUCGGAGAAGCUGUCUCACCCUGAAGGUUACGGGGGCCUCAUUUUUACCAGCCCCAGAGCAGUGGAAGCAGUGGAGCUGUGUUUGGAGAAAGACAAUAAAACCGAAGUCUGGAGAAAGUCUCUGAAAGAAAAAUGGAAUGCUAAGUCAGUGUAUGUGGUGGGAAAUGCUACUGCUUCUCUAGUGAAUAAAAUUGGCCUGCAUACAGAAGGAGAAAACUGUGGAAAUGCAGAAAAGCUUGCAGAGUACAUUUGUUCUAGGGAGUCGUCAGCACUGCCUCUUCUGUUUCCCUGUGGAGCCCUCAGAAGAGAAAUCCUGCCGAAAAUGCUCAAGGACAAAGGGAUUCCCGUGGAGAGCUUAACUGUCUACCAGACGAUCCCACACCCAGGAAUCCAGGGGAACCUCAACAGCUACUAUUCCCAGCAGGGCAUUCCAGCCAGCAUCACGUUUUUCAGUCCCUCUGGCCUGACACACAGUCUCAAGCAUAUUCAAGAGUUAUCUGGUGACAACAUUGACCAGAUUAAGUUCGUGGCCAUUGGGCCCACCACAGCCCACGCCCUGGCCGCGCAGGGCCUGCCCGUGAGCUGCACCGCAGAGAGCCCCACGCCGCGAGCCCUGGCCGCGGGCAUCAGGACGGCGCUCCAGCCCCACGGAUGCUGAGUCGGAGGCCCCGGCGCCCUCCCUGGGCGGAGCUGCCCCUGUGGGCCCAGGGCCAGGUGCUACCGCGUCCCGGGGGAGCCGGGCAUCGGGCAGGGGCUCCCGGGAAACCGCCCCCCUUCACACUCCUGCUCCGCGCCCGGGGGAACCGCCGCCAACACCGAGGCUGGGCCGGGACCCGGGGCCGCGUCAGGCCCACGUGCGCCUGACGUCCCUUCGUGGAGUCCAGCUGGGACCCCCGCCCGGCGCACGCGGCUCCUCUGGCAGCAGGAAGGAGACCAAAUAAAGUGCACUGGCCACUCACGCUGACUGUGCCUUGUUACUUGCUGUCUGUGGUUUCAGUGCAAAGCUGUGUUUGGUGCCCACGUUCUGAGAACUGACAAACCUGGUAUGAAUAAUAAAGUCUGCUGUGUGUGAA
Balaenoptera musculus (blue whale) is the source of this 1578-nucleotide messenger RNA. It is a transcript of the gene UROS, whose product is annotated as uroporphyrinogen III synthase. Gene Ontology annotation, biological process: uroporphyrinogen III biosynthetic process. The record is from RefSeq and is a predicted model, not a curated record. Gene Ontology annotation, molecular function: uroporphyrinogen-III synthase activity. The transcript is spliced from 10 exons. Bases 369 to 1163 code for a protein of 264 amino acids. NCBI's taxonomy places the organism in Eukaryota, Metazoa, Chordata, Mammalia, Artiodactyla, Balaenopteridae.